GGAAGUAUAUAUACGCAUAGUUGCUUUACCAUCUCCAUGCCACAACGUGUUCUCGUCUCCGCCAUGAAGCAUAUGGUGCUGUUUCUCGCAUCUCUGCUGGUAGCAGCAGAAUGUACUUACAAUUAUAGACCACCUGGUCCUGGGCAAGGUAUUUCUGGUGGUUUCUUGAAUGUGGUUCCUGGUGUGGGUCCAGCGGUAUCUUCUGGCGUGGGCACUGGCCAUUCUGGUGUCAGUACCAGUGGGGCGUCUGUAUCCUCUGGUGUCAGCACUGGUGGAGCAAUUGUAUCCUCUGGUGUAAGUACUGGUGGAGCAAUUAUAUCCUCUGGUAUAAGUACUGGUGGAACAUCUGUAGCCUCUUCUGGUGUGAGCACUGGAGGAGCAAUUGUAUCCUCUGGUGUAAGUACUGGUGGAGCAAUUGCAUCCUCUGGUAUAAGUACUGGUGGAACAUCUGUAGCCUCUUCUGGUGUGAGCACUGGUGGAGGAAUUGUAUCCUCUGGUGUAAGUACUGGUGGGGCAUCUGUUUCCUCUGGUGUAAGUACAAGUGGCGCUUUAUCAGGACACGGUGCAACCUCGUGUGCUGGUGGACAGGUUGCCCAUAAUGGCAGAUGUGUAACACCUGAAGUCUCGCGCAAUGUUUACGUUUUUUCUGCUGGUCAGCAGACCAGCUUGACAGGACCUCGCCCUAACAUCCCAGCACCAAAGGUCGAACACAACGUCAUCUUCGUACGUGUCCCAGAAAACGCUGGUGGCCAGGAUCCCAUUGUGGUGCCACCGCCCCAGCAGAAGAAUAUCGUUUACGUCCUGCAACAGGGAACCACCAUAGGAGGGCGAAGGGUUAUCAACGUUCCGGCUCCAGCCAAGACCCAGCCGGAAGUCUUCUUUGUUAACUAUGGCGAAGGACAAAACCCAGUUUUGCCUGGUGGCAUAGAUCUUCAGACUGCUCUCAACAGCGCUGUCUCUCAAGGAGUAGGCCAGGUUGUUGGUGGUGGAUCCCCAGCCGGAUCAGGUAGUAGUGCUGUUGGCGGACCAUUUGGUGGCAUAACUGGGGGUGGAUCAAUUGCUGGAGCAGCUGGAGUGGGGUUACAUGGAGCAGCUGGAGUGGUAUCAUCUGGUGGAACAGUUGGUGGGAUAUCACAUGGAGCAGCUGGUGUGGGAUCACAGGCUGGAGCAGUUGGCGUGGGAUCACAGGCUGGAGCAGCUGGAGUGGUGUCACAUGGAUCAGCUGGUGUGGUUUCAUCAGGUGGAGUAGCUGGUGUGGGAUCACAGGCUGGAGCAACUGGAGUGGUAUCACAUGGAGCAGCUGGAUUGGGAUCACAUGGAGCAGCUGGUGGUGGAUCCACUGGAGGUCUCUAUGGCAGUUCUCUUGGUGGCAACAGGAAUUCCGCAGGGUCAGUCAGCAAAGCCAUCCUCACCGGAACCUUCGGAGCCUCAGCGAGCAGGGCCAGUAAUCCUGGAAGCUCUGGAACUUCAGCCAGUGGCGGUGGAGUCGCACCUGGGGUCAUUAGACCUUCUUCCAGUGGCCAGGUCAUUCCAGGGGCGGUGCCACCAACCCGCAAGGGACUUUAUAAUUAACCAGAAACGUUGUUGUCUUUUUGCAUUCUUGUUCGUGUGAAGUUUUUCUUUUACCUCGUUGUUUUAAUUUUGUAUAUUUUUUUUGUUAGAAUCUGUUUUGGUAAAGUUAUAUGAUUGUUAAUUUUGUUAAAUAAAUUACAUUGCAUUGCCUAAA
Molecule: messenger RNA, 1726 nt
Organism: Macrobrachium nipponense
Lineage: Eukaryota; Metazoa; Arthropoda; Malacostraca; Decapoda; Palaemonidae
Exons: 2
Coding region: 37-1572 (511 amino acids)
Source: RefSeq, a predicted model, not a curated record